Menidia menidia (Atlantic silverside) is the source of this 515-nucleotide messenger RNA. Lineage: Eukaryota; Metazoa; Chordata; Actinopteri; Atheriniformes; Atherinopsidae. The record is from the annotation of a GenBank genome assembly.
CUGAUUCUGUGUCAUUAUCUGCACUGGACUCCAGGCUUAUUUGAUUCCCGGCACCAUGAAGGGUUUUAGGAUUAUCACUUUAACCCACGGACUCACACUUUUACUAUUGGCAGCUUUUAUCUCGCAGUCAUGGAGUGCACCCAAGGGCUCCUUCCAGAGGAGAAACUGGACCCCACAAGCUAUGUUAUACCUGAAGGGCACACAGGGACGUAGGUUCAUCUCUGAGGACCGAAAAGAGGGAGAUGUCUAUGACACGCUACACUUAGAGACCCGCAGCCAGAACACUGAGAAGCUGAGCGUGGACCAGGCAGCCACCGUCCUGCUCAACUUCCUGCAGCAGGCCAGAGAAGCUGAUGAAAACCCAGAUGACCUAUAUUUUCAGGAGCUUCCGGUGUGGAAGAGAGAGUACUUCUGAGAGCGCCCAUACAGCCGCCGGUCAUCGUCUCUCGUUUGAAGUGUCAAGUUUUGUGUGAUGGAGACAAACAACUGCUUUGUAAAUGUAAUUAUCUAUCUGU